AUGUCGGUGUCACUUGCUCCCACGACUCCAAGGAGACCGAGGAAGAGGACCGGCCCCACGGUGUCCAUCCUCAUCCUGAACGCCAUCUCCUCCUACGGGGGUCCACGGGGCGUGUCCCUGGUGGCCCUCAAGAAGGUGCUGAAGGCCAGCGGCUACGACGUGACCCGGAACCGAGCCAGGAUCCGCCUUGCCCUGCGUAGGCUGGUGGCCCAAAAGGUCAUCGUGCGCACCAGGGGAAAAGGGGCUUCAGGUUCCUUCAAGCUCAACCCCAAAGCACCCGGUGGUCCGAGGAGGAAGCCCGCGAGGGGAGGGAGGAGGAGCAAGAAGAGGAAGAGGAGGAGGGGGGGCAGGGCGAAGAGGAGGAAGGCCCAGGGGAGGAAGACCAGAAGGGGGCGCUCCAGGAGAAGACGCAGGAGGUCCACACCUGCGAGGAAAAGGUCAACAAGGAGGAGGAGGAAGGCCCCGAGAAGGAAGACCCCCAAAAGAGUCCGGAGGGUUCGACGCAAGAGGGCCAAGCCCGCCAAGGUCCGCAGGAGGAGGAGGAGGAGGAUGAGCGGAAGGCUGUACAAAUGA
Messenger RNA from Phycodurus eques (leafy seadragon), 573 nucleotides. Its product is annotated as protamine-like protein. The transcript has a single exon. NCBI's taxonomy places the organism in Eukaryota, Metazoa, Chordata, Actinopteri, Syngnathiformes, Syngnathidae. The record is from RefSeq and is a predicted model, not a curated record. Gene Ontology annotation, biological process: nucleosome assembly. Gene Ontology annotation, molecular function: structural constituent of chromatin; DNA binding. Bases 1 to 573 code for a protein of 190 amino acids. Gene Ontology annotation, cellular component: nucleosome.